UUCCUGCCUGAGGUGAGUUGUGAUCAUGGAGGCCGAACCGCCUCCUCUGGAAGAGCGUCGUCGGCUGCAGGAGGAGCUGAGCGAGUUCGUGGAGAACUGCUGCCGGACGCUGGAGGAGGUGACGGCGUCCCUGGGAUGGAGCCUCGAUCAGCUGGACCCCGGGGACGAGGUAGCGACCGAGGAUGAAAUCGCCAUAUGCCCUUAUGAUUCCAAUCAUCGCAUGCCUAAAUCAUCACUAACAAAGCACAUGGAAUCUUGCAGAUUGAGGAAACUGGGCUAUACCAAAGAGGAAGAGGAUGAAAUGUACAAUCCUACUUUUUUCUAUGAAAAUUUGAAGAUUCCUUCAGUUACUUUGAAUAAGGAUUCACAGUUCCAGAUAAUUAAACAAGCUAGGACUACAGCUGGGAAAGAUGGUGACUGUUACAGCCAAAGAAUGUAUUCUCCGGCGCCUGUUGAAGUUCCUCUGAAUCACAAACGAUCUGUUUGUGACCUCACACAAGCGGAUCGACUUGCUCUGUAUGAUUUUGUCAUCGAGGAGACAAAGAAAAAACGUUCUGGUCCUCAAGUCAUUGAAAAUGACAGCGACCUGUUUGUAGACUUGGCUGCUAAAGUCAAUCAAGACAAUAGCCGAAAAAGUCCAAAAUCUUACCUGGAAAUCCUGGCAGAAGUGAGAGAUUAUAAAAGAAGACGCCAGUCCUAUAGAGCUAAGAAUGUUCACAUAACCAAAAAGUCAUACACUGAAGUAAUUCGGGAUGUGAUAAAGGUGCACAUGGAAGAGCUCAGUAACCACUGGCAAGAAGAGCAGGGAAGAGCAGAAGAUGGCGCUGAAAGGAAUGAGGAAAGGCGAUCGGCUUCGGUAGAUUCACGACAGUCUGGUGGAAGUUAUUUGGAUGUUGAAAGUUCACGACAUAGAAGGGCUCGGAGUAGGAGCCCACACAAACGAAAAAGAAAUAAAGAUAAAAAUUCUGAGUCAAGAAGAAGGAAAGAGAGGGAUGGAGAAAGACAUCAUAGUCAUAAAAGAAGAAAGCAAAAAAUAUAAGCAGAUUGUAAAUGUGUUAAUUAUGCUUAUGGAAUAAACAUGCUGAUAUUUUAAUUAUUAUCUUUGCAUAGAAAAAAUGGCUAUUAUGAUCGUGUAAUGCUUAUUAUAAUAAAUGCUUCAAACCAGGAGUCAAAAUUGUACCCUACACAUUAUUACUAUUUGUUAAAUUCUUUUGGCCAUAUAUAUAUCAGUUUUCUUUUUCACAGAUCAGUACUUGAGAUAGGUAAAUUACAUAGGAAAACAUUCUCACUGUAAGGAGUUAAAGGUGAGGCUAGAUUCCACCCUGGCAGUGACUAUGCUUUCUCACUGGAGGGUUAUGUCGUAGGGAAAGCAAUCUAAGUGGCUUUGUGGAUGGGGGAUGUCCUGACUAAGUAGACUAUGUGUAGGUAUUUAUAGAUUGAAUUACUAUAUUGGCAUUCAAAGGAAAACCUUGAUCUGUGUUCACACAGUUAGAUAUUUAAAAUGUAAUGCUAAAGGGAAAUUGUGAGUAGCAAGUUAGCAUUAGAUUCAAGUGCAAAAAAACCUUUUUUUUUUUUUUUUACAUAUAUAUGUAUAUGAUUAUAUUUUCAAAGGUUCAUUAGAAACCAUUCCAAAUUCCUAAUUAUAUGUGGGAAAGGAUGUUUUGGGGUAGAUAACAGGAUUGGGGGGUUGGUCAAAAGAAACUUUGGUUCUGUGAGUAAUAUAUAUUCAUGU
Molecule: messenger RNA, 1732 nt
Organism: Arvicanthis niloticus (Nile rat)
Lineage: Eukaryota; Metazoa; Chordata; Mammalia; Rodentia; Muridae
Gene: Snrnp48
Product: small nuclear ribonucleoprotein U11/U12 subunit 48
Cellular component (GO): nucleoplasm; U12-type spliceosomal complex; cytosol
Source: RefSeq, a predicted model, not a curated record